ACAGCAAGUCGGCGGGUGCGGCGCGUCUCUGUCGCCUCGCGGCUGCUACAGUCCGCAGGUUCCUGUCGGCUCCUCCGCCGGCUCACAACCUUUAUUUUUUCCAGAACUUUUCCGGUCGCUUUUGUUUGUGCCGGUUAAAGUUCGAGCGGGUUUAGAUCGUGGUCGUUGAAGAAGCGGAGCGGUGAGGUUGAUGUGUUCGAGGUUUUUUCGGUUCGAGGUUUUCAGUGGGUAUCUCUCUGCCGUGCUGGGUCUGCGCUGCCGUGCAUGGUGUGCAGUGCUGGGUCUGCGUUGCCGACACACCAUGACAAUAUUUCAGUAAUUUUCUGGGUCACCAAAAUUAUUGUAUGUAAUGUAUCUAAUUUUAAAUUGACUUGGUCAUUGCUUGGUCUUCCACACCAGUCCAAAAACAAGGCUAAAUUGGUAAAUUCAUCAAAACCUGCUACGCAACCAGGAAGCAGCAGAAAAGCCAGCCUCUCCCCUUCCCUCGCACCCCCACUUAAAAACCAUGAGCCAACCGCUCUCACUCUCACCAGAGAAAAAUGCGUGAGAGAGUCCUCACCAUAACAUAACCUACACCCUCAUUUUCCUCCUCGGUAUACCCACCUCACUCUCCAUAUACCCUCCUCCCAAAUCCCACUUCUUUUCCUCUUCACACCCACCACCUUCCCCUCCUCUCCAAUGGCUCUGUUUCAUCCUUUUUCCAAACUUACCCUCCUCCUCCUCCUCCUCCUCACAACCCUCCUGUCCAUAGCCGUCAUUUCACAACCCCUCCUCACCCCCGCCGAGCAAGACGCCGUCUACACAGUUCUUGGCUCCGUCAACCCCGACAUCUCCUGGCGCUCCCUCUUCCCCGACGACCUCUGCCUCUCCGCCCCUCACGGUGUCGUCUGCGACUUCUUCUACGACAACGUUUCGUCCCCCGAACCGGUGGCGCACGUGACCGAGAUGAAUUUCGGGUACGUUUCGGACUACACCCCGAACCCGCCGUGCUCCGCCAACGCCACCUUCAGCCCGCUCCUCUUCACCUCCUUCAAGUACCUCCGCAAGCUCUUCUUCUACCGCUGCUUCACCGGAACGCGCGUUUCGUUCCCCGAAAUCCCCAAGAGUUUCGGGUCCGGUUUGGAGGAGCUCGUUUUCAUCGACAACCCGUCUCUGGUGGGCUCCCUCAGUGUAAUAAUCCGUAAUUUCACCGACUUGAGAAGGGUGGUUCUGACCGGAAAUGGGGUUUACGGGAACAUCCCGGACGGCGUCGCCGACCUGGUUAACCUGGAGGAGCUGACUCUGUCUCGGAACCAACUCGGCGGCGAAAUCCCCCUGAUGAGCUUCUCGAAGCUGAAGAAGCUGAAGGUUCUUGAUCUGGGUUACAAUUAUUUUUCCGGAACUGUCCCUGAAUCGGUGGGAAAUCUCUCGGAGCUGGUGAAGCUGGACCUGAGAUCCAAUGGGUUUAAUGGUAAAAUCCCAGAGAGCUUGAAGAACUUGAAAACUUUGGAGCUUCUGGACCUGAGCCGCAACAAUUUCACCAACUAUGGGGUUCCUCUGUUUCUGGGUGAUAUGCCAAGGCUGAAGCAAUUAGAUUUGAGCGGGAACUUGCUGGGAGGGCAGAUUCCGAAAAUUUGGGACAAGCUUGGGGGUAUUCUAGGAAUUGGGUUUUCAGAAAUGGGGCUGGUUGGUGAAAUUCCAGCUUCAAUGGGGGUGCAUUUGAAGAAUCUAAGGUAUUUAGGGCUUGAUAACAACAAGCUUGAAGGGACGGUGCCUGAGGAGUUAGGGCUCUUGGAAUCUGUGAGCGUGAUUAAUUUGCAGAACAAUAACCUCAGUGGCAGAGUUUCAUUUGGUGGUAGUAAAUUUUCAGCAAAAUUUGGGCAAAAUUUGAAACUGGCUGGAAACCCUAAUCUUUGUGCCGAUGAUAAGGCUUUGAUCCUCUCCUCCAAGACCCAGCUGAAGGUCUGCAAGAAAACCCAGAAACCCAAUUCUGCCCCUCUAACUCUGGACUCUUCAGUGCAAGUUGUUGUUCUUCCUAAUUCUGUGAUUAUGUUUGGCACAUGUGUUUUGUUUGUGUUAAUCUUUGCUUAAUUAGGAUUAAGCUAGAGAUUUGAGAGUUUUUGACUGGGAUUAGGUCUUGUAACAGAGAAAAGAACAGGUUAUAAUUACUGACAUGGAGUAUGAAUUUUUGGAUAUGUGCAGUCACUGAGAUUACAGGGGAGAUUAAUGUAAUUAUGGACUUUUUGUCAAUGGAAAGUGCAUAUAAAUU
Messenger RNA from Malus domestica (apple), 2248 nucleotides. RefSeq names its product piriformospora indica-insensitive protein 2. NCBI's taxonomy places the organism in Eukaryota, Viridiplantae, Streptophyta, Magnoliopsida, Rosales, Rosaceae. Gene Ontology annotation, molecular function: protein binding. The record is from RefSeq and is a predicted model, not a curated record.